CACCCCCAACUUGCUCCCCCGCUCCCCCUCCUCCUCGGCGUCUCCUCCCAUUCCGGCCCCGCCGCCGCGCACGAGGUGCGGCCGCCGGUGCCGCCAUCGCGGGGGGAAAGAAGCCGCGGGCGCUCCCUCCCCGUCCUCUCGAUCGGCUCGGUUCCGGGUCUUCUGUGACCGGAAUGCGCCGCCGCUGUUAUAUUUCUUAUUGAUCUUUGCAAUUCGUGGUCGCAGAACUACUCGACAUCGACUUUUUUCAUCUCGGUAUUUAGUGACAUCUCGUUACAUGGAGGAGUAUUUAAGUAGGAGAUCCAAAACAGCAAUGGGGUUUCUCAGAAGAGGUUCUGGCAUAAAUCGAAGCCCUGAAGAGACAACCGGUCAGAACACUGAUGUACAGGGAAGCACUUCAAGAGUCAAUCCUAUGAAAACCAGGCUGGCUGAUAAUCAGGAGAGACCAAGAUACUUACAUGGCUCAUAUAAAUAUGCAAGCUCAAAUGUCAUGUCUGGAAGCUCUUCCAAAUUUCCUAAGAACUUUCCCCUUAGGAAAUUUGGUGAGGAAAAGCGAAGGCAGACUUUGUUCGAUGGGGCUGACGUUGCUGAAAGUAGUAGAAGAAAGUCCGAUGCCAGGUAUCUGGAGGGUAGUAAGAAACUCGUUGUAGAGAAUCAGAGUUCACAUGCUCCACAGACUGAGACAGAAAGAUUAACUGCCAAAGAUGAUGAACUGACAGCACCUGAUCCUGAGGUUUCACAUUCUGCUGGUUUUUCAGGUAUGCAUGCACGUACAGCUGAGUCCUUGGUAAGGAGUGCUUCACUAAGUUCUUGCUCUUCGUCAUUUAGUAAUCAGCCUAGUAUACCUAGAAUUCCUAUCGCUGGUGUGAAGCCAUCAAAUAGUCUUGUUAGUGGAGAACAGAGACGUGGACCACGUGGUCUUAAAAACCUUAGUUGCACUUCAGUCUCUGAUGUUCUGCCAUCUGGAUGCUCGUCUGAUUCUGUUCGUACUAGUAGCUUUGAUGCUAUGAGAAAGAGAACUUCUGAUGGGGAAAGCUCUUCCAGAUCAAGAGUCAUAAGUGAUCCAUCCAGUUUAGGUCAUUCACAUACAAUAUAUCCUAGCAUUAGUGGUCCUAGAAUCAGAACUACCGAAGAAUCAGUUCGGCAACAAACAUUACGAAGCCGCAGUAGAAAUAUUCAGGAUUCAGCAGUAUCAGUAAGGACAAGACGGACUUCUCCUAGAGACACUAGGUUCAGGUUGUCUGAGGAAAGAGAGGAUGCCAUGUUUCAUCUGAAUGAGUCUACCGCAGGGAAUCAACAGUCAGUUGGUGCUGAUUUUUCUGUGGAAGAGGAUUCUUCAGAAAGCUCCAUAAGACCAGUUUCUGUGGAACUACCUCAUGCAAUUUACUCAUCUAGUCGUCAGGGAUCGAGUACUCGGACUGCCAGGAGAACAUCAAGCUCUCGUUUUGAGCAAAGCCCCCCACAAACAUUUCGCAGUCUGGCAAGGGAGAGAGGUGGACACAGACGCAUAAACAUGGAAGGCAUUGCAGAGGUAUUGCUAGUGCUGGAGAGGAUUGAACAAGAAGCUGAGCUUACUUAUGAGCAAUUGCGGGUACUGGAGACAAAUCUGUUACUUGGUGCCUUCGCCUCGCAUGAUCAGCAUAGCGACAUGCGGAUGGAUAUUGACAACAUGUCCUAUGAGGAACUAUUAGCAUUAGAAGAGAGAAUAGGAUACGUAAGUACUGCUCUUUCUGAAGAACAGUUUGCAAAAUGUAUCAGAAGGCGUUUAUAUAGACCAGUUGCUGCAAAAGGAAACAGAUCAGUCAUAGAUGACAUCAAAUGCAGCAUAUGCCAGGAGGAGUUCGUGAAGAGCGAAGAGGUUGGCAGGUUGCCGUGUGAGCACCAGUACCAUGUGUGCUGCAUUCGCCAGUGGCUCCUGCAGAAGAACUGGUGCCCAGUCUGUAAAACUCCAGCGCUGCCCUCUCUGAACUGAACUGAACAUCCUGUAGGAGCUGAGGUCUCAAACCUGUAAAUAAAUUACUAUGUGAUGUUAAGUAGUCGUGGUUCGUGGACCUGUGAAUAAUCUUGGUUGGGCUCACUCCAGUUUGUGAAUGUCGAAAUGGAUUGUGUCCUGUGAACGCUGCAGUUUGUGAAUCUCAGACUGUUAUUAUGAGUUGCACUGAAGAUA
Triticum dicoccoides is the source of this 2167-nucleotide messenger RNA. RefSeq names its product E3 ubiquitin-protein ligase RLIM-like. Gene Ontology annotation, molecular function: ubiquitin protein ligase activity. Bases 278 to 1972 code for a protein of 564 amino acids. The record is from RefSeq and is a predicted model, not a curated record. The transcript has 6 exons. Lineage: Eukaryota; Viridiplantae; Streptophyta; Magnoliopsida; Poales; Poaceae.